Theileria parva strain Muguga is the source of this 1098-nucleotide messenger RNA. Its product is annotated as putative integral membrane protein. Bases 231 to 1019 code for a protein of 262 amino acids. The record is from RefSeq and is a predicted model, not a curated record. Gene Ontology annotation, molecular function: copper ion binding; cytochrome-c oxidase activity. The transcript has a single exon. NCBI's taxonomy places the organism in Eukaryota, Apicomplexa, Aconoidasida, Piroplasmida, Theileriidae. Gene Ontology annotation, cellular component: membrane.
UGGGUAUGCACAUUGUUUUAUAUUCACAGUAUUCUAUUUCCGCUCUAUUUAUAUUUUUAUUAUUUCUCAAAUUUUCUUAAUUUAGUUCUUUACAGUAAGCUUGUAAAGUUUAUUUUCAUAAAAAUUUUAGAAACCACAUGGGUUUGGUUCUAAUACUGUAAACAUUUUAAUUAAUUACUCUAAUCUCAAUUACAUACCAUUUAAUUUACCCAGUUUAAGCCAAUUUAAAGAUGCUUACAUAUUCUGGCAUCACCAGGAGAUUAUUUCAAUCGUCACUUUUAAAAAACACAAAAUUCCAAACACCACAAUCACACUUUGGAAUUCUAUAUCCAAACCAUGAAAUUUCUCAAAGACACAUUUUCACCUCACGUUUACUGCUGUUUACAACAAAGAAAGAGCCUGAGGCCAACAAUUCUACUUCGGACGAGUCAAGUUCAGUUAAUAUGAAGAAUCAGAAACAGUUUACACAUGUUAGUGAAACUUUUGGCCCUGGCAAAUACAGAGGAACAGGACUUCCCAAGCCUGUAGGGCAACCUGAAGAUUUACCAUCUAUUGAAUUUGGGAAACCUACAGGAAUGUACAACUUUGUAAGACAUCAGCACGGGGACCCGAGAGAUCACCUGAGAGAGGACGGGAGGUUUAAGGAGAAAUAUGCAACAGAUGGCUUUCACUGGUACGACGCAUACACAGACGUGCCUAAGCAAAGAAGGACUAUUGUAAACGGAGAAGCAAUGGUGCUUGGGGUUGAGACUAGGCCCAUGGAAGAGCUUUUUGGAGUUGAGCAGACCAACGUCCCCUUCUAUCACAGAAGAAGGUUGAACCUCUGGGGUGAUCACAAGAACGCUCUAAGAGCAGAAUUUUGCUUCUUCUGGAUACCAACCUUUAUCAUCUUCUCUCUAGCAAUACCCUGCUACACUAUGCUAUACAUGUUGGACGAAUCAGUCUACACCACCAUGACAGUGAAGGUAAUUGGACACCAAUGGUACUGGGUCUACGAAGUUGAAUCCCCUCCUGUUUAAUUUUUUACAACACAUUAACGAUAUUAUGCUUCAUAUUAAGGUUAUUUUUAAAAAUUUUAAUUUAUUUCUCAAUUUAUAA